UGGCGUGUGACGUGUAUGAGGGCAGUAAGCUGAACUCCCAGCUCUCAGUCAUUCACUCAGACUCGCACACCGAGAGGGAAAAGAGACAAGAGCAGGAGAUCUGAAGGUACAAAAAAGGAGAGGAAAGAGUGUGUGAGAAAGUGCACCAGAGGCCAAAAGAAGUGACAGAAACUCUAAGAAGUUAGAGAGCGAAGAAACUGCAAGAGAAAAUGACCAUUGGCAGGAACUCCAGGAUGAGCUCUGUCCGAAGCUCCAUCCGGGCCCCAAAGUUUCUGGACAAAGCAAGCGGCUUCUACGGUCGCCUCGACGAGCCUGAGACCGCCACAGAAGUGGAGGAGGUUGGCAUAAAUGAUUGCAACAGAGAAGGGGGAAUCACAAGUAGCCCGUCCAUCACUGUGGUGCACGGUUCUGAUGAGAAGGAAGAAGCCGAAGUGUCUGACUUCACUGAAGGCUUGAUGGAAGAUGAUGACGAGAGUCUUCUGCGCAGGAAACCCAGCCACCGCAGUAGCAGGUGGCGGAGAAGCUCCAGGAAGAAGCAGAAAGAAGGGAGAGCAGAGGAGGAUGUAGCUGGAGAGGAGAGGCCCAGCCUGGGCACGGAGGGUCCGACUGAUGUCCCCGAGGACACUGGGGUGAAGAUCCAAAUAGAAAUGGAGAAACUGAAAAGGAUGGAGGAAGAAAACGAGAAGGCGGGCAGAGAGAAGGAGCCCGUGCUUGUUCACUUCCCAGCUCGGGAGGAUAGAGAUGAUCAAGUCCUGAUCAGAGACAAGAAGAGAGGAAGAGAAGAUGAAGAGGAGGAGAGGAGGAUGACAAGGGAGCAAGAGGAUGGGAUGAAGAUGGUAAAGAGGAAAAAUUACCGCAAGGCUUUGGACCGAGCGCUGCGUCGCGGCUGGGAUGCCUUCAUCGCCAACCUCUACAGCGUCACACUUGCGCCGGUGAACUCCUCGCCAUCGUCGUCUUCACCUUUGUCGAAGAAGAAGCACCAGCAUAAUUCAGUGUUAGCCGAGUUUCAGUAGAACCGGAGACAGACAUGGACAGUAAAGCCAAAUGCUUCUUAACAUUUCAUGAAAUCAGGGUUAUGCAGUUUUUUUUUUUUUACUGCAACUGCUGAAAAAAGUAUUCAACAAUUCACACUAUGUGUUUGAGGCAUACCUCAGAAAUAUUAAAUCAUUUCAAAGAGUCCUAAUUACUCAGCUGAACCUUUACUGCCUCGCAUCACGGUGCACAUUAACUGAAGGGAUUCACUUUAGCUUGAUGAGCUGCUGGUUUUACAGUGAAGUCUACGAGACUGGCCUGAAUGGAAACAUCCGGUCUUUAUGCGACUGAGUUCAGCAGCUGCUUGUCCCCUUCUAAUCUCAAAUUUUACUCUACGGGUGUAAGAGCAUUUUAGCUCCCAACAUCCAAUCCACUACUAAGAGCUUGCAUUGCAAACUGAUCUUUGCCUCCUUUGGUUUCGCACUAUGAAACUCCUCAAGCGUUGAUGUGUAACCAAAGGGGAUGAAAAGUUUUGAAGGUAGCAGCUGACUGAUGGACUUUAGUUAUGGAGUAAUGCCUGUUUCUGUAGGAUUAUCCGUCGCCUAAUCAGAUGAACUAUUUAUGACUGUGGGACACAUGCAAUCCUAUGCAGUAAUUCAGUAAUUAAACUUUAUUAGUGAUCCACAUUAUUAUGGGCACUAUUUUUUUAUGGUGAUAUUGCAGUUUCUACUACUUUAAUACAAGUGACAAAGACGGGGAGGUUUCCCACCCGUGUGCACAGAAGUACGUAAGAGUUGUCACCUAUUACAGAUUGUUAGUUUCUUCCUCAUGAGAUCCCUAGUUUAGAUUCUAGUGAAGGUUAUUAAACCUGAAGGGAGAAGGCAGGGAGGUGCAUGCCUAGGUGUGUAUUUGAGAUAGAGAAACAAUCUGUCCAUAAAUAGAUGACGCUUAUUUUUUGUUAGUAUUAAAUAUUAUUAAAUGUGCCAUGUUUUCACAGUUUGAAUGCAGCCUCGUGUUUUGUUUUAAUGUGUGUUCUGAUUUUAAAGACUACCAACUGUAUUUAAGAAGGAUUAAUUAUUGACCUUUGGAGACGUGACAAUAAAAAUGCAAUAAAU
This is a messenger RNA of Archocentrus centrarchus (flier cichlid), 2087 nucleotides long. RefSeq lists its product as uncharacterized. The coding region runs from base 210 to 1013 and encodes 267 amino acids. NCBI's taxonomy places the organism in Eukaryota, Metazoa, Chordata, Actinopteri, Cichliformes, Cichlidae. The record is from RefSeq and is a predicted model, not a curated record. The transcript has 3 exons.